AUGAGCGCGUCUGCGGCCGCAUCGGCCGAACUGCACUUGAAAAUGUGCAAGAAGGUGGCGCAGCUCACGAAGGUUAUUUUCCAGCUCAAUACGCGUAACGAGGACUAUCAGGCUGAAGCGGAACAUACUCGAGAAGCACAUACAGCUGAGCUCCAGAAACUUACACAGGAUGCCGCCGACAAGAUGAGGAUGUUACAGGGUAAAUUGCAGACCCAAGCGGCCACUGCAGCGCAACGAGAGCGUCAGUAUGCCGCGGAGAGGCAAAAAUUCAUGACCGAGACGCAGCAGCAGCAGCGACGGACGCAAGCCGGUCGUAUCGCUGCGGAGGAGGCGUUUAAAGUUAAGGUGGCGGAAUUAGAGACGGAAGUACUGGACGCUAAACGACACUUUAAUGAGCGAGUAGAAACUCUAACUCAGUUAGCUGCAGAGAAAGAGAAACAGCGAGCAUUGAGCUCGCAAGAAGAAGCUGUGGCGUUAGAGGCACGACUGGAAGAGAUGAGGUUGAAACACGCAGACGAAGUGGAGCAGCUCGUGACGACCUCUAACGCUAAGUAUAGCAAGAUGCUGGCCGAGCAAUUGCGGGCUCAAGACACUCUAAAGGCCGAUCUGGUUAGUGCGAAACUCGAUUAUGACAAGCAGAAACAGGAGAUGAUAGCGGAGUAUGAGCGUCAAAGAUUGGCUCAAGAGAUCAGCGCUAAAACCAGUUUCGACGAGGUGAAACACGAGUUAGUGACUAAAAUCGAGGCACUGUUACUCGAUGUUGAAGCACUCCGUGGGAACGAGACGAAACAUCGAGACGAGAAGGAAAAUUUCGUGAAAAAUCAACAAGAAGCGGCUCGGACGAUAAAACAGUUGGAACUACAGCUCUCUAAGGCCCAACAAGACUCGCAAAGUGUGCGCAGAGAUGCCUCAGCCCACUCAGAGGAGUUACAGCGCAUGCUAGCUGUUAGUACGGAUAAAAUCGACGAAUUAGCGCAGGAGCUUACGACGCUCAAGCAGACACUGCAAACACGAGAUCGAGCGCUAAUACAGGCACAGAAAGACCUGGAGAUUGCCCAGUUAGAGACUUUACAGCAGAAUGCCACUGCGUCGGAACUACAAGCUCAGUUGAAACAGCAGCUUCAAGAGAACAAGUUACAACUUGCGAACAGUAAAAGCGAGAUUCAACUCGCUUUUCAGCAGGUUGAAACCGGUAAAAACCAGAUCCAGAAACUCGAAACGGAGCUUACAGCUGCGUUAAAGUCAAUUGCAGAUAUGCAGACGGAAGGCUCAAACAAUGCUCUAACGCAGUCGAAAUUAAAACAAGAAUUAGAGCAUGUCCAGACGGAGGCGAAACAAGUUAAAACCGACCAUGAGCGAGCGCUGGAGACGUUAAAACAGACGUACGACAGUAACAUCCAGCAGUUAAUAAGUUCUCACACUCACGAGAUGGAGACGCAACGAUCUGGAGCGAAGAAGCAGCUGGAACAACUGGAGAAACGUAUGAAAGAGGCUUCGGAAAAAACUUCUGAUGAAAAGAUUUCGGAGCUUAAACGCGAGCACCAGCGUGUUGUAAUUGAGCACGAAGUUGCGUCUAAGACAGCGCAGGCGAAACUUCGGGAUGAAAUCGUCAAGUUAGAGUUACAGGUCAAGACGUUACAGGAUCAACUUACGGUACAGACGCUGCACCUUACAGAUUUGCAGAAGAAACGCGCUGAUUUGGUUCGGCAGCUUGAGAACUCACAACAGCAAAUAUCAUCGUUGCAAUCAGCUAAAGACGCGCUUCAAUCAUCCAGUUUAAAGUUUCAAAAAGAACGAGAUGAAGCACACCAGAAGCAGAUUCGAGAACUCGAGUUACAGCGUGAGAACUCUAUUAAAUCCCUAACGGCGGAUAGGGAUCAAUUAGAGCAGGAACACUCUAAAGCACUGAUCCAACUGAUGCAAGCGCACGCAACAACACUGCAAACUACCACUGAACAGCUUGAAGCUCAGAGGUUAAAAGAGCUUACAUUUCAAGAAACAACGAUGCGCGAGCUGUAUGAGCCACAGCUGUUAAAGCUUCGCGAAGAUAUUGAAAGUUUACAGCACGCCCUUAAAGGCUCUACAGAGGAAGCGAUGGAGACGCAGAGGGCAAUGGAAGAGACCAGACUGUUUGAGCAAGAGCAGGUUCGAAGCGCUAUAGUCCGAUACACUGAGCGUACCGCAGCAGAGCUCUCUGACGUUGAAAUAACAGCUCGACAGCAAUUAGAGAGUCUACAAUUGAGACACUCUAACCACGAAUUAGAGCUGGAAAAACGGUUGAAGGACGAGAUGAAAGCCCAACUUGCCAGUCACCAGGCCAAAGCUGACUCGGAUUUCGCUCGCCUAGCAGCGGAGCAUCGUCAGGAGCUCCAAAUAUCCGCGCAAGAGCACGCUGAGGCGAUGAAACUCCUUCAAAGCACCUUACAUUCCGGCCAAGAACGAGCAAUUCUGGCCGAAAGAGCCGACGCUGCGAAGCAACUUGCAGAACUGAGCUCUAAGAAAGACAAAGAGCGAUCUGAAGCGCUUCUUGAAGCUCAACAUGCGCACGAUCAGCAAUACGGAGAGUUACGGGAUCGAUUAGAGUCAACAGAAGAAACCCUAACGAGAAAGACUCUGGACUGGGCCGGUGCGAUGCGUGAAGGCCAGAACUUAAGCGCUGCGUUAGCUGCAAAGACCCAGGAGGUGGUAGUUAGAGUAGCUGAGUUAGAGAAGAGUUCGCGUGAGCAAGUGGAGACUCUAAAACUCGCUGCGAAGCGGGAGAUGGACAAAUUAUUGGAGGAAAAUCUGGCCGAGACCAAGCAAUUGAGCGACCAAUUCGAAGAAACUCGACGUGUUAUGGACGAGAAAGUGGCUAGUCUCAAGGCAGCGAUCGCUGAGUGGCAGGACAAAUACGCUCGACGCGAGAGUCGUCCUGAAGACGUGGCUCGAAUUGUCGAACUGGAGCGUCUGGUGGUCGAGAAAGACGUGCUGGUACGGCGGACUCUGGACGAGAUGGCCUACUUUAAGCGGGAGUUGCUGAAUCGAGAGGAAAUGUACAACAAGACGUUUGCAAGAACGCCCAAUGUGGGGAUGUUGCAGGUGCUCAAACCUCACGUACAAAUGCAACAGCAGAUGCAGAUGCAGCAGUCACUGAAUCCGAUGCAAGCUACACCUCCGCCAAAGUCUCGAGGGAAGGCGAAAACGUUUGAACAACCUCAAGAUUUGCAGCGUAGACGCAGUGAGCGCAGUGAGCAAGAAGCGGAGCUGGACAUGUUCUAUCGGGGCGAAAACUAUAAACCAGUCGAUAUUUAUACAGCCAUGAAGUGGUGCUCAGAAGGCUGGUCGGGUGUUUCGACGAAGACAAUUAGAAACUGCUGGAGUAACAGCGGAAAGUUGGAUCUGCGAUUUCUACUGAAUUAA
Molecule: messenger RNA, 3399 nt
Organism: Phytophthora nicotianae INRA-310
Lineage: Eukaryota; Oomycota; Peronosporomycetes; Peronosporales; Peronosporaceae
Exons: 2
Coding region: 1-3399 (1132 amino acids)
Source: RefSeq, a predicted model, not a curated record